AUGCAGUUCUCUACCUCUUUCCUCGUCGCUGCCCUCUUCGGCACUGCCUUUUCCAUCCCUCAAGCUGCACCCACUGAUUGCCCCCAGACCUCUGCUAUCCCAGCCUGCGGUGCCCCCUGCAUCUCCUCCGCAGCUGCUGCGGUUGGCUGCAGCGACAUUGCCUGCCAAUGCGCCAGCUCCGAUGCUGUCCAGGCUUCGGCCCUCAACUGUGUUGUUGGUAACUGUGGAAUCGCAACCGCUAUUCAGGUUCGGGAUGCCGCUGCUGCUGUAUGCACAGCUUGUGCCUAA
Molecule: messenger RNA, 288 nt
Organism: Fusarium sp. VM40
Lineage: Eukaryota; Fungi; Ascomycota; Sordariomycetes; Hypocreales; Nectriaceae
Source: the annotation of a GenBank genome assembly